Molecule: messenger RNA, 1030 nt
Organism: Aspergillus uvarum CBS 121591
Lineage: Eukaryota; Fungi; Ascomycota; Eurotiomycetes; Eurotiales; Aspergillaceae
Product: cupin domain-containing protein
Exons: 2
Coding region: 418-957 (179 amino acids)
Source: RefSeq, a predicted model, not a curated record
GAUCGAGUGGACUGGCAUUCGAAAAAUGGUCAGGAAGAUAACCAGGAAGUUCUGUUUCUACUGCCAAAAAAUCUCGUUUGUUCAUGCGGCUACUCGACUCUGACGGAAACCCACAUCAGGCACCCCGACAUGACAUGCUUGCCUAGAGUGGGACAUGGAACCCCAUCCGAAUGAGUUGGCUGCAUUGUAGCAUGCCUAAAUUUUAAGCUCUCUGGGCGGUGUUGCUCAUGAGCGCCAUACUCAAACGCCUCUGUUCUUCCGAGCAGGACAAUGACCAUUGUUGUCGCAGCGAACAUGUUUGCUGCUGAGUACUGCUAAAUCGAAUGCCGGUCACCCUUUUAAUCAGGAAGACAUCCUCCGCACCGUCCGAACUCGCACAUCUCUUAUCGCGUGCCUUGCUAAAAGCUCGGUGCAAUCAUGCCAUUCAAGCCGCUCACUGACAUCCACGUGACCUACCGCCAGAUCCCUCAGUGGCAGGGUCUUCCGAAUACAUCCAUACAGUCAAAGCCACUCAUCAUCUACCACAAAGCAUUCGACGCGUCGGCUAGGGACCUUGCAGCACAUUUCGAGGAUGUAGGCGAGGUCACGUCGCAGUGGGUCUAUUCUAUGUACCGUCAAACGCACUUCCACAGCACCACCCACGAGGUAUUAGGGGUGGUUUCCGGCCGUGCACGCCUUUGUUUUGGUGGAGAAGAUAAUCCCGAGCGCUUUGAACCACUCGUCGAACGAGGGGACCUGAUCAUAGUACCCGCCGGUGUGGGCCAUCGACUCCUGGACGAGCUGGGCACAGACGAAGGACCUUUCAAGAUGGUCGGUGCCUAUCCGCCGCAAAAACAGUGGGAUAUGUGCUACGGCGAACAAUCCGAAGCAGACAGGGUUACGAAGAAUAUUCAGCAAUUGAAUUGGUUCCAUGGAGAUCCCUUAUACGGCAAAGAUGGACCGGUUUUGCAUGUGUAGUUUGACCUCAGUGUAAGCACGUGGGCUUCGCAGUAUGUGUACAUCUACCAUUGUCGGGUAAAUCAGCCGUAAU